AUGAGCGCCACAGGACCGGUUAAUAGGCCGACAGAGCUAGACGCUCUAGUUCUCGAGGCCUGGGGUCAGAGCCUGAUGGUGGGAGCGUUGGUAGUCAUGGCAGCAUUGACGGUAGCCAAUAUGCGAAAGAGUGUGCUUUUACACAACCUGAUUCUUGCAGAGUUAAUCCUCGGCAUGGGCUACGGAACCUGGAUAUUCACCACCUUCCCAGUCUACGGAUGGCUCUUGUCUGUGACCUCAAUACUACUCUUUUGCUCCUGGUCACUGCAUAAUGUCAUUGCAUGGAUGAAGAUCCGGCCGUUCCUGUCGCGUCCCUGGUCAGCGUUCUAUAUCAACACCGUGAUUCUAGCGCAGCCAUACUGGAUCGUGGAGUUGUACUCUAUUUUCUGUUAUUUCAACAACAUCGGCAAUACGGAGAUAUUUCUCAAAAUCAGGCCGUGGGAGCCUUUGUUUCGUGAUCCGUGGUGGCUUUUUACGUUCUGUUCGCUGUUAUACAUCAUCAAGACAAAAUAUGACUUUGGGUUGAUAGAACUCAUCCGCUUCAGUCCCCGGUUUGGCGUCAUGCUUUUUUCAAUCUGUGCUUCUCUUAUAUUUGUGGUACUUGACAUUUUGAGCGUGGCUGGCGUGAUAAAUUUGGGUCUUGCAUCGGGGGCGGAGCCUUUUUGGAAGUUAUCAUUCAUCUUUAAAUGUCUCAGCGACAUCGUCGUUCUAGACGACUUCAAAACCGCCCUCGACCGCAUACAAACCUAUUGGAUGCGACGUCCCAGUCGAGUCGGGCUGGACAGUCGUGGAAGUCGUGGUUGUGGCAGACCAUCGGAAGCGAACAAAGAUAUCGAAUCGGGCAUUGAGCUUCCAACGCUAAAGAAGCCCAACGUCUCGGCGGAGGCAUCUCAUAGUGGACUUGACUUCUUGUCGCAGCCUCAAUUGCGUGUGCAUGGUGCGAUUGAUGAUUCAGCCGGUGAAUCAGCUGGUGAAUCGAGCUUGCAUCAUCUGACGACGUCUCCGUCUAGACGGGGGUCGGAGAAUUUCUAUGGUGGAUUACGAUCGAGUAUUUAG
Talaromyces marneffei is the source of this 1056-nucleotide messenger RNA. RefSeq lists its product as uncharacterized. The record is from RefSeq and is a predicted model, not a curated record. Lineage: Eukaryota; Fungi; Ascomycota; Eurotiomycetes; Eurotiales; Trichocomaceae. The transcript is spliced from 4 exons. The coding region runs from base 1 to 1056 and encodes 351 amino acids.